AUGGCGCGUACCAAGCAAACAGCCCGUAAGUCAACUGGUGGUAAGGCUCCCCGCAAGCAACUUGCCACGAAGGCAGCACGCAAGUCUGCCCCCACUGCUGGUGGUGUGAAGAAGCCUCACCGUUACCGCCCUGGUACUGUCGCCUUGCGUGAGAUUCGUCGUUACCAGAAGAGCACAGAGCUUCUGAUCCGCAAGCUGCCAUUCCAGCGCCUUGUUCGUGAAAUCGCGCAGGACUUCAAGACCGACUUGCGUUUCCAGUCAUCGGCUGUCCUUGCCCUCCAGGAGUCAGCUGAGGCCUACCUUGUCUCGCUCUUUGAAGACACGAACCUAGCUGCCAUUCACGCCAAGCGUGUGACUAUCCAGCCCAAGGACAUUGCGUUGGCGCGUCGUCUCCGUGGCGAGCGCAGUUAA
Malassezia globosa CBS 7966 is the source of this 411-nucleotide messenger RNA. RefSeq lists its product as uncharacterized. Gene Ontology annotation, molecular function: structural constituent of chromatin; DNA binding; protein heterodimerization activity. Gene Ontology annotation, cellular component: nucleus; nucleosome. NCBI's taxonomy places the organism in Eukaryota, Fungi, Basidiomycota, Malasseziomycetes, Malasseziales, Malasseziaceae. The record is from RefSeq and is a predicted model, not a curated record. The transcript has a single exon. Bases 1 to 411 code for a protein of 136 amino acids.